Messenger RNA from Rubroshorea leprosula, 899 nucleotides. Lineage: Eukaryota; Viridiplantae; Streptophyta; Magnoliopsida; Malvales; Dipterocarpaceae. The record is from the annotation of a GenBank genome assembly.
ACACAUGAACGUCAUUGACCAGUGCUAGAGAUUGGACCCUGAUUGGCGAAGGCAUCGCCUACAACUUGCCCAAUGCUCAGUGGGUUUUGCAGGGAAGAUGAUCAAUAACAUUGGGAAAGGUGUUGUACACUAUAAAGUUACCAAUCCUUCGGAUGAUCCAUUGAACCCUAAACCAGGAAGCUUGAGGUAUGGAGCCACAAUGGUUAAGGGAAAAGUAUGGAUCACUUUCAAAAGGGACAUGCAAAUCACUCUUCAUAAACCACUCCUCAUUAGUAGCUUCACUGCCAUCGACAACCGUGGCGUUGAUGUUCAUUUUUCCAUCCUCGCAAGCUUCUUAGUACACAAGCAUUGCAAGCGCCAGUCUGCAAGCUCGAUGAUGGGUCCAGAAGGAAAGGUGGUUGAGCUUGGCCAGAUGGAUGGGGAUGCAAUCAGACUGGUAAGUGCAACCAAAGUUUGGAUAGAUCACAAUACAUUACACGACUGCGAGGAUGGUUUGCUUGAUGUGACUCGUGGAUCCACAGAUGUUACUAUUUCUAACAAUUGGUUCAGAAACCAAGACAAGGUCAUGCUUCUUGGGCAUGAUGACGGCUACGUGAGAGACAAAGGCAUUAAGGCAACUGUCGUCUUCAACCAUUUCGGACCUAACUGCAACAAACGUAUGCCCAGGGUUCGACAUGGAUUUGCACACUCUUAUCAGGGAUGGGAACAAUAUGCCAUUGGCGGAAGCUUAAGCCCUAGCAUCAUAAGUGAAGCCAAUUGCUUUAUUGCCCCAGAAGGGAACAAGGAGGUAACCUCAAGACUUCUUUUCACUGUUCUCAGAGAUACCUGAAUCAUCUUAUAACAAUCAGAUGUGCAAAUUACUUACCAUGACUCCAAGAUAACAAAACAGGUGACAUGGA